CGUCUUCGGCACAGCCUCCACUUCGCCAAGGUCACAGCUGCGCACAGAUCGUGUCAAGAGGAGCUGGAGACGCGACCGAAGAGAGCCUCCGCCGACUUUGUGAGGGAGAGGGACUACCAGCAGUACCGAGUUGCGUGCGAGCAUGUGGCUGCAACGGUGGCUGACGCUCUGCGCACUGACAUCCGCGACGUGGGUCCGCGCAGAGACGACGACGGUCAGCGAGUACGACCCGGCGGUUUCCCCGACGCCUCCCACCGGGCCGUGCCAGCUGGUGGAACCGACACGGGUGGCGUGCGAGGGGCUCCUGGCCUUGGACGAGGUCGCGCCCAGCAUCCCGGAAGAAUCCUGGUCAGAGGUUACGACGCUCGCCAUAGAAAACGGGAGGUUCCUGACGCUGACCUUGGAUGACUUGCUGGACCUGCCUUCCUUACACACGCUCGUCUUCAAUCAGAGCCAAGUGUCGCGAUGGGCGGUGCCCACGAGGAAGGGCGUCCCCGCCGUCAGCCACCUCGUCCUCCGCGAGUGCUGGGACGCCGAGGACCAGACGCUCUCGCUCACCAGGAAGAUGAUGCUGGGUCUGAAGGGCCUCGAGGAGAUCCAAAUCCUCGACUGUCUCCUGCUCAACCUCGAGUUCAGUGUCCUUGAAGCCGAGAAGCCGCUGCAGCUCCUGCGCAUCGAGGGUGGCAGCCUCGUGUGCAAGAACGGCAACCUGUGGAUGCUGUUCUGGCUGGAGUCGGGGCAGAUCAGCGUGAGCGCCGACACCACCUGCUUCCGCCACACCACCAGCCUAGGGUUCAGUCUCAGCUUCGACGGACACCCGUUCCUGCGCAUCAUGGGCUACCUCAAGGAGGCGGUGCGUGACUGCCCGAGGGUGUGUUCCUGCGAGGUCCGCGGCAUGAAGUCGAACGGGAUGCCCCUUCAGUAUGCGGCGUGCGAGGGGCGAGGCGUCACGACCCUCCCGCUCACCCUCCCCAGGUUCACGUCGCAGCUUUACCUCACGGAUAAUAAUAUAACAGAUCUCGACACUCUUUUCACCAACGAGAACUACAGAAACUUGGACCAUGUUAUUCUGAAGAACAACCAAAUUUCUUACAUCGAUGGAGAUUUGUUCUACAACUUCCUCAAAAACCGUUCUCAUAACAUCCACAUCAACUUGUCAAACAACCGCUUGAGAACGUUCCCCGUGUGGGCGCUGCGGAAGGUGCACGAGGACGGGAAGGACACCAACCUCACCAUCUACAACCUCGUCCAACUGCGAGGAAAUCCCUGGGACUGCCGGAACUGCUCCUUCGUCGAGGAAUUCAGGGAAUUCUACCAAGAGCUCGUGCGACACGUUGUGGACAUCCUUACCGACGUGGCCGAGAUCCGCUGCGGCGAGAGGGACACGGCGUUGGAUGAACAGGAAGAGGAGGAGGGCGCUGAGGACUCCCACGCAGGAUUGUCCUUUCUCGUGACGAGUCCUGACGAGCUGUGUCCACCGGAGUCCUCAGCCUUCCUCCUGAAGGAUGCCAUCUACACGAUCCUGGCUGUGGCGCUGCUGGUGUUCGUCGUGGGCCUCUCGUACGCCGUGCACUUGUCCAAGAAGCGAGGGCAGCUCUUCCAGUUGCUCCAGUGAGCGUGGCUGUGCGUUUGUAUUGGCAGCAGAGUCUUAAGAAACAGAGGCUUAAGAAACAGAGGCACUUGGUUUGCCGGCCGGAGAGAGGGUCGGAAGGCUUGAGAAGCAGAGGCACUUGGUUUGAUGUCCGGGGAGGAGGCGGACGACCUCUUGUCCGCUGUAUAUAUUGUAAUAUUUUGUGGGAAUCGUACGUGAAACAGGCUGUGGGACGACCGUAGACUUCUGACCAACGGCCGCGUAUACGUGUUAUAAUUCAUGAGAAGGAAAAUUAACACUGAAAUGGUGGACAUUAGGUCAUUUGAUAUUUUUAAUGAAUUAUAAUUUGGUUCACACAACCAAAUGAAUGAUAUAGUAGUUGAUGUUCGAAUUAACUAUAAGUAUAUGCACUGCAGGCCGAGCUCCUUUGUAUUAUGCCGUUCACACUAACACUUAAUGUAUAAAGAGCUAUUCAUAAA
Molecule: messenger RNA, 2070 nt
Organism: Penaeus vannamei (Pacific white shrimp)
Lineage: Eukaryota; Metazoa; Arthropoda; Malacostraca; Decapoda; Penaeidae
Product: slit homolog 3 protein
Cellular component (GO): extracellular matrix
Source: RefSeq, a predicted model, not a curated record